Molecule: messenger RNA, 896 nt
Organism: Seminavis robusta
Lineage: Eukaryota; Bacillariophyta; Bacillariophyceae; Naviculales; Naviculaceae
Source: the annotation of a GenBank genome assembly
GUCACUCUCACAAGUACUAGCUAGUGUACCAUAAUAUCAAAUCUAACUUCUGCUGCGACGCGGCUCCUCGAUCCAAAACCACUAUCGUACUCACCACCAAACAAUUCGAAGACGUGCCAUGGCAUCAACGAUCAAGGAAUGGAAAGACAAGGUCGUCUUUGUGCUGACGGCCGAUGGUAGAAUCAUAGUUGGGCAACUGGUGGGUCAUGAUCAAGUUCAGAAUCUCAUUAUGAAUGACGCUCAUGAGCGAGUGUACAGCGCGGACGAAGGAGUGGAAAAGGUGCCAUUGGGAUUGUACGUGAUUCGGGGCGACAAUCUAUGUCUCAUUGGGGAGUACGACGAAUCUAAGUUCUCCGAUGAUCAAACAGCGCCAGCACCAAUACCACCCAUUCAGCAACAAAUCUUUUGAGAUGGUGUGGGGGGUGUUUCUUUGGAAAUUUAUUUAUUGGAAUGCAUUGGAGGGGGUAUGAUGACCCAACAAAAUGGACUUUCUUGCCAAGAACCAAAAGAGGUUUCCAUGCCCGAACCUGAUCUGGCUACAUACAUUUUAUUAUUGGGGCCCUGAAAUCGAUUCACGGCGACAAGACACGGCAAUUUGCAAAUCUUACAAUCUCCUCCAAAUCCAUGAAAAGUUGGUUGCUUCGAUGCAAUCCGCACAAAAUCUUUAUUAAGCUACCUUUACCUUUGGUCACAUCGUUGGUGAGUUGCCUGUGAAUCACAUCCUCCGAUUCUUUGACGAGGCUGAUGAUAAAACACAAAUUAAUAACAGGGAGUAUCGAGAAAUAAUUGGAACCAAAUUGCGCAGUUUUUGUGUAAUCUUCACCUCUUGGCCACGACGCAUUGGUCCAUAUUUUAGUUUGCUAGUCAUCUAUCUAAGCAUUCAUCAGAUUCUGGGU